AUGCCUGCAUAUCACUCCAUCUUCCUGGAGGACAAAGAUGCCCCCGUAAUUGGGAACUUCCCUAUCUUACCGUUGCGUACUCGUACCCGUGGUCCCGCAUACACCCUUCCCGCAAUUCCCCCCAAUACCCUCGACAUUGACGUCGCCCCCGACAGCGAAUCCUACGACUGUGUCGAUGAGAUCUUGUCACUCUUCCGCGCGAAUGUGCUGUUCCGUAACUUUGAAAUCAACGGCCCUGCCGACCGUAUGCUCAUCUAUGGAACUCUCUUCCUCAGCGAGUGCCUCGGGAAGGUCAAGCCUACUAUGAAUGCCCGCGAAGCCGAGAAGGCUUUAAUCAAUGUCUCACUUGAAAGCUUUGCUAUUCCUGGUGAUGUGUCCUUCCCACUCAACCAGGCCUUUGAAGCCCCCCGCGACCGCCAGGAUGCGGAGACUUUGCGACAGUACAUCUCUCAGAUUCGACAGGAGAUUGCCUCACGGCUACAUGCUAGAUUAUACCCCGGCGGAGAAGGGCCGUCGAAGUUUUGGCUGAGCUUUACUAAGAGAAAGUUUAUGGGAAAGAGCUUGUAG
Molecule: messenger RNA, 567 nt
Organism: Penicillium taxi
Lineage: Eukaryota; Fungi; Ascomycota; Eurotiomycetes; Eurotiales; Aspergillaceae
Product: actin-related protein 2/3 complex subunit 3
Exons: 5
Coding region: 1-567 (188 amino acids)
Biological process (GO): regulation of actin filament polymerization; Arp2/3 complex-mediated actin nucleation
Cellular component (GO): Arp2/3 protein complex; cytoskeleton
Molecular function (GO): actin filament binding
Source: RefSeq, a predicted model, not a curated record